Messenger RNA from Planococcus citri (citrus mealybug), 3068 nucleotides. RefSeq lists its product as uncharacterized. Bases 527 to 1552 code for a protein of 341 amino acids. Lineage: Eukaryota; Metazoa; Arthropoda; Insecta; Hemiptera; Pseudococcidae. The record is from RefSeq and is a predicted model, not a curated record. The transcript has 6 exons.
ACCGUACUCUUACAGGUUUUCAGGUUUCGGUUUCGGAGUUUUGGUUAACUCGUCGUAGGUCUAUUCUAUAUAUGCAUGCUUCAUAAAUUGAUAAAGAGAAACUGGUUGUUGUAAUGUAACCUAACGCGAGUAUGCGAGCUUCCGUCGUCGUCCGAAUAUUUAGAAAAUUUUCCUUGUAAAAAGUUCCGAAUGCGGUGAUCUUGUUCAAAUUUUAAUUCGAGUGCCCAUCGGUCAUCGGUGUUGUGUUGGUGUUUGUGAUUCGAACUUGAAAAAACCGUGCGAUUUGACCGAUUGCGGAGAAAAAUUCUACUAGUCAUCGGUCGUGUAAAUGUUGUGUGGUGUUGUUGGCGGUGAUUCUAUCGAGUAAAACUUGUGUAGCAGACGCAGAAUUCUUAUGUUUGAUUCAAAUACUUACUUAAAACCAUCAUCGAGUUAUUGGCGGAGUAUUGGAGCCCGUAAAGGGAUAUCCGGGCUUGUCUCAAAUCUUACUAGCCACAAUGUGGGGCAAGUAUAAAAUUAGAACAAGAUGCCAGACUGUAUUAAGAAUAGAGCAUUGUAUUCAACAUGUGUAACUGUACUCGCAUUUAUCGGCUUCGCUAUAGCCACUGCAGCUACAAUUUUACCUUUAUGGGGAUAUUUCGUCAAUCCUUCGACGUCGUAUGGUAAUCUACAAGGAGAUAGGGGCCAUUUUGGACCAUGGCAGAUUUGUAAAGAAGCCUAUCACGGUAAAACAAAAUGUGGCGAUACGGUUACCAGAUUUCAACCAGUCGCCGCAGUCAGAAUAGCCGGCUACUUCGCCAUUCUCGGCGUCAUCUUUUCGGCUGCCUUCUGCGUUCUAAAUGUGCUGCACUUGGCGAUGGUGGUAUCUCGUGACAAAGUGGUCAUGAAGUUCAAAGACGCCGUUAUGACCAAAUUCGUAGUAUCAAUUGUUACUGCGAUCGAUGCAAUAAUCGUCGGAGUACUAUUUUCGUUGCAAACCGACGACAAAGAGAACAGUUACCAUGUUACUAGAGGAGAGUCUUUCUACUUGCAGGUCGGUCUCAUAGUUAUUAAUUUUUUAUUGUUUAUUACCGCUCUGUACGAUUUGAUAUUCUCGAGGAAAAGUAAUGGCGAUCCUACGACCGUUCGAGAUCCGACUGGAGUCGAUGCUACAACUUUCAACAAUCCUGGUUUUCGGGAGAAAAAGCGUACAGGUUGGACUUUCAAUUUCAACUUCUCAUACAAUGAUCUCAGUUUGCUUCGUCAUGCUAAUCUAUUAUCUGUCAUUUUUGCCACAGGAGUUGCAGUCACUAAUGCUAGCGGUAAACCAUAUUCAUCGAUGAGUGGUGCUAAUGGCAGCACGAUAUCAAUGUCGACGACGUUUUCAUCAAAUGGAUCCACAACUGCUCCAUCACUGACAAAGAGUCCGCUAAGGUCUAGUUUGAAAAAACCCCGAGUAUCCACCGAUCCUAGCUUGGGUAUCCAUAAUCCUGGUUUUAGCGGAUCUUCUCCUACUUUCCCUAGAGAUACGAUGAAAAAAGUACGCAUCCAAACGCAAAGUACAGCUGUAUAGAGUUUCGAUUAGGUAUAUCUUAAUUUGUCGGUCGACGUAAAAUGAGAAAGCUGUGAAUUUUGUUUUCUGUGUUCAUAUAUGUAAUUUACACGUAUUGUGAGCCACCUCCCUAUAUUCUUUUCCUCUGUGUGUGUGUGUGUGUGUGUGUGUGUGUGUGUGUUUUUGUCUAUCCCUUUAUCCCCUUUCCUUUAGUCAUUUCGAACGUGUAGAAAUAUAGCUGUAAAAUUUCAGUCUCCAAGACAAUAAAAUUUUAUGCAUCACUGUUUAUUGCGAAGAAAAACCUAUAUAAUUAGUAAGAUAUCGAUGUAUUGAUAAUGUUUUACGAUAUUUUAACCGUUGCUGCGGUCGUAAGUGCUGCGUAUUUGUUUUAAGCGAGCACUUUCAAUUUUAUCGUUUAAGGUAAUAAUUAAGGUCAGCGUUUGUUGUUUUUUUUAUUCAUUUUUUUUUUUUUUUCUAAACACACGAGUUAUAAUUUUUACCACUUUCUUCCCUAUUCCAUCUAUAGGAAAGAUGUAUUCUCAGUAUUACAUCGUAUACGAUAAGAAAAAUAAUCCGUAUUAUUUUUUUGCGUUUUUUUUUGUUUAUAUUUUUUAAUUAAUUUAUUGUUUUUUUUUUUAUUUUUCGUUUUAAGCUCGAAAAUGUUUCAUUUACCCAUCAUUUCCGUCCAUCUUGUAAAUAAAUUGUUGUAAAUUAUUGCCUUAUAGCUCUUUUCCCUUUUUUAUGUUUUUUUUUCUUGUUUAAUUAUUGGCGAAUUUCCACCCAAAAAACGUUAUUCUACUUAAAUUUUGUCGUAGUUGGUAAGAUUUGAUUAAUCGUGCUACUACAACGAUAUGAUUAAAAAUCAUUGUUGGUAUGACAUUUCACAUACCUACAUCAUAGUUUGUAAAAUGUGUUUUGUGUUUGUUAGAGAGUUAGAAAAAUAUUCCUCGACUCAUCGAGUAUAUUUGGGGUCAUAUUUAUAAACGUUACUUAUAGGAAUUGCUUAGCUAAGUCAUGAAUUUUCAAGUUAAUUUUCCAGUCAUGAUUGAAUUUUCAAAAUUGGAUUUAUCAUUAAAUUGGGAGAUCGGAUUCUGAAGUAUUCAUUGAAAUUUUUCAUUCGUUAGAAAAAUUGAAGAGAAAUCCGCAACUUGACCGAGCAGUUCCCAUUGUAACGUUUAUAAAUAUGGCACUUAGAUUCUAAAAAAUGGGAUUAAAAUAGAUAGGUAACGAUUGAAAAGCGUGCAAAAGUGAUGAUCUCCGAAUAAGUGGAAAUUCGCCAACGUAUUAGCUCGUUUAUAAACCAUGUGAUGAUUACUAGGUUCUAAUUAUUUGUUAAAUUAUAAUUUAGCGUAGGCGUUUAAAUGUAAAAACAAUGUGCCAAAUUUUUUAUACAUUACAGUUUAUACAUAUUUUUUAAAAAAUCAAAUAAUUAUGUAUGUACUUCUUUUUAUUAUUAUUUUGUACAUGUACCAGAGUGUUUUAGAAUUUUUUAGGACGGCAAUUCAUCGAAUUAAAUGGUUUUUAUUGGUUAAAUGAA